AUGUUUAUAUAGUUUUAAGAGUAUCCAACUUUAUACUUUAAAAAGUUAGUAAUAAAUAAAACCAGGGUACAGGUGAUUUAAAAUUAGUUUUUAGGUUUAAAAAUCAUUUUAUUUUCAACAUUACGCUUUGUUUUGCUGUAAACAAUAUAGGCUCAGUAGCUGAAGGCUUCCUCUAAAUAUUAUUUAUAAAAAUCAUAUAAGAAUUAAGAGUCUAUUAAAAAUAUAAUGAUAAGAAUUAUAUUUUUAUAAAGUGGUUUUAAAGGAGUAAAUACUUUAGGAAGUGAGAAUAAUAUUUAAUUAUGA
This is a messenger RNA of Tetrahymena thermophila SB210, 303 nucleotides long. RefSeq lists its product as hypothetical. NCBI's taxonomy places the organism in Eukaryota, Ciliophora, Oligohymenophorea, Hymenostomatida, Tetrahymenidae. The record is from RefSeq and is a predicted model, not a curated record. The transcript has a single exon.